This is a messenger RNA of Geodia barretti, 1365 nucleotides long. The record is from the annotation of a GenBank genome assembly. Lineage: Eukaryota; Metazoa; Porifera; Demospongiae; Tetractinellida; Geodiidae.
GGACCUUUGAACCCCAACGUAAACGAGCCGGUAUUUGGUUGGGGGCGUGUGUGUCGACUGUCUAUACUUGGAAUGGCGGACUCUGUGGUAGUGGAGGAGAAGUAUAUGUGUCCGAUCUGUCGCGAGGUCCUCAAAAAACCCACAUCCACUCGCGAGUGCCUUCACAGGUUCUGCGAGGGCUGUCUGCGUCAGAUGCGACCGAGCGACGACGGAAAUCACUACUGUCCACUCUGUCGGGGUCCCUUCCAAAUGUUGGCCACCUUCCAUGACGUACAGAUUGAGGGGGAGAUGGGCACCGUGUACUUCACCUGUCCCGGCUGCAAACACAAGCUUCCUCUGUUGAUGUACAAUGGACACCAGUCAGCGUGCAAGAAGUUGAGUAGGUCUGCUGCCGUGCCGCUGCUCGAUCCAGUGGCUCCUACCUCACAGGAAACUCCGGUGGCCCUCAAUCGCUCCACGUUCAAGUGUCCAUUGUGUGACCUGGACAACUUGGACUGUGAAGGUCUGAGGGAACAUGUGAACCAAGCCCAUGCCAAUAGCACAGCUCCUGUGGUGAAUAUCUCCUCACUCUUUACCCCUCUUUACCUGCCUAACCUCCACCAUCUUUCUGUGUAUAUAACUCCCCUUCCUCCCUUUGCUUUUAUCCCUCUUACUUCGCCUCUUCCUCUCUCCCUCUCUUUCUCUCUUUCUGUCAGGUGUGUCCAGUAUGUGCCUCCAUGCCGUGGGGAAAUCCAGAGCAGAGGAGUGGCAACUUUGUGGCCCACAUCAAUCUCAGACACCAGUUUGAGUACGAGACCUUUGUGGACUACAGUAAAGAUGAGGAUGCUAUCCUGCAGGAAGCUAUUCGUGAAUCACUUAAUGAUUUCUGAAUGUGUCAUUAUAGCUAAUGCUUUUGGUUUCGAUAUAUACCCAGGCGUUGUUCACAUUUUACGCAUGCGCAGUAAAUUUCCUGGCAACAGGGAUGAUCAUGAUGUUCGUCAUCGGCGGCGGCUCAGGUUUCGAUGCGGAUGGUUCAGGAAGUGGAGGGUCGGACGGAGAUGCAGACACGCCGCUGUUUGCCCGCGUCUUUCGCAGCCUCGGCAUCAUGGCUGCAGCUGGCCUGGGUUUGCUGGUCACCAUUAUCAUAAUGUUCAUCAUCUCCUCCAUAUGCCUCCUGCGAUCGUGGUGCAAGAGAAAGAGCAGAGUCAGAACCAUACGAACAAGAAAAGUGGGACCCAGACGCCGACGACCUAGUACCGAUUGGUAGCUCAUGUCACAUCAUAGACAACUAGCGACACUGUAAAUCCAACACCUUCCCUACUCCUUGAAAAGCGUCAAUGAUUUACCCUCUUUGCAUUUGCUUUUGUGCUGUGAGGCAGUGGCCAA